This is a messenger RNA of Lymnaea stagnalis (great pond snail), 1049 nucleotides long. NCBI's taxonomy places the organism in Eukaryota, Metazoa, Mollusca, Gastropoda, Lymnaeidae. The record is from the annotation of a GenBank genome assembly.
CUCAGGUGUGAGCCUGCCACCAAGCACUCAACGAUCUUCACCUGAUGGGGAUAAGAACUGUAUUGAGCCCAACUCAUCAGUCUUAAGUAUUGAUAGAAAUCAAUAUACCAAUGACAAAGGGAAAGUGCUUCCUCAUAAACUUAACGACUGCAGCAGCAAUCUGAAUGAAAAUAAGCAUGGUUUAUUCACUGGUGUCAAUAGAAAUAAUUCAUUACAAGAUUAUGAGGACAUACUGCCAUUUGAGGUUGAUCCAAAUUUUGUACAAAGUAAAGAAAAUAGAUUGAAAGAAGAUAUCAGUGAUGAAAAUGACUUAUCGAGACAAGAAAAUUUGAAUAAUUUACUCCAAACUUUACCAACAAUGUCACAUGGAAUGUUAGAAAGUGACAGUUCAUCAGUGGAUGACAACAUGGCCCCUGUACAAAAUAUUCAACUUAAGAGCUCUCUUAAGCAUCCAGCAAAGAGUUCUAAAUCCAGUCUUUCUAGUAACAAAUCUGAAACAUGUUCAGAUGCACAAGAAAAUAUUGCAUCAACUAUUAACCCUUCCCCCAGCAGUUCUACAUCUAAUACUCAAACAGGUAGUGGUGAAACUUCAAUGGAUUUAGAAAUAAGUAGGACCAUGUCUGAAACCUCUACUUCAAACCCGGGGAAACGUUCUUAUGUUAGAGCUGAUUCUGGAUCUCCGCCAUGUGUUCCCAGGAAGAAAGCAAAUCUUGAAACUAAAAGUUCCGAAAUGUCCAUUGAUGAUGAGUGGCCUGUCUUGGUGCCUUGUAAAACCUUUUCGACCCCAAGGAAAAAAGUCCAGACUUUCUUAAACCCAAAAAACGACUCUGAGAAGAAAAGCAACUUCAUAGAUUUGACUGAUGACAUGGAUGUCACAGAUUCAAUAACUGCAUGGUCCUCCCCCAACACUGACAGAAAGCCUGAUUUUGGAAAACUGCAGCAAGAAUUAAUGUCCAAACUCAAUGACCCUGGUCCAUCUGUGGUACAAACUUCUACGACGGCAGAUUACAACAGUGUUUCAGAAAACUCUUCUUCUCUCCAGAGUGCAC